Molecule: messenger RNA, 3444 nt
Organism: Carcharodon carcharias (great white shark)
Lineage: Eukaryota; Metazoa; Chordata; Chondrichthyes; Lamniformes; Lamnidae
Gene: gpr180
Product: G protein-coupled receptor 180
Exons: 9
Coding region: 247-1584 (445 amino acids)
Biological process (GO): G protein-coupled receptor signaling pathway; response to pheromone
Source: RefSeq, a predicted model, not a curated record
AACACCGGCAAAGCUGCUCACAAAAAGAUGAUCAAACUCGUAGCGUCCCGGCCAUAUUUGAUGCCGAUUGGUUAUUAUUUCAACGCGGGGCUCAUCCACGUUUUUUCUGGAGUUAGGAAUGGUUAUCUUGGGUGUCAAUUAUCCGCAGUAUCAGGUUGAAGUGGGAUGCAGGGCUUCAGCUGCCGAACCGACAAUAGAUGAGCCGCAAGAGGUGGAGAGUUUGGGUUUUUAACAACAACUCAAACAAUGGCGCUUUUAUUCCUUCUGACCACCUUUGCAGAAGUGAUGAUGCUGAUGUGCGAGGGGAAAACAGUGAAUGGAUUUUUCAGUAGUGAUCUCGCGAGACAGCGUGGAGGGCAGCAAGUUGCUAAAUUUCUGUUUCAUGGUACGAAUGCUUUACUAAGCUGUCAAAUAGGCAACAAAACAGUGGCUGUGGAUAAAGACGCCAAGCUUUACCUCUUCCAUGAGCAGGACUGGUUGAAGCUACAAAAGGAAACUGAAGGUGUUAACUGUUUAGUGAAGUUUUCUGAAGCCCGGCUAACAAUUUCAUUGGAUGAGGUGGAAAACAAUCAAACUAUUUCCCAGUUUCUACGCCCUCAAGCUUGGUGCAUUGUGUAUGCAGACAAGAUGACCUGUCUAGAAGAUGAGGAAGACAGACGAGGUACUGAGGGCCUUGUUGCAAAGGCUAUCAAGUUUCAACUUUUGUUACUGAACCCAGAUGCAGCUAACAAUCCAUUGGAUCACUUCAGUGCAGAGGAGUCUGGGUUACAUGAUUUCUACUUCCUGCUAGUAUUGGCUUACUUCGUAGUAGCCUGCAUAUAUACUCAGCCAAUCUGGCGAUCAAUUAAGAAAGGUGGACCUAUGCACACUGUACUGAAGGUUUUGUCUAUUGGAUUGUUGCUGCAAGCUGGUGCAGCGUUCACUAACUAUAUGCAUCUGUCAAGGUACUCAGUGGAUGGAAUUGGAACUCCUUUGUUGGGAAGUUUGGCUGAAUUAUGUGACAUGGUCUCCCAGAUUCAGAUGCUCUAUAUGCUUCUGAGUUUAUGCAUGGGAUGGACUCUGGGUAGAAUGGGAAGAACUCAGAGUAGGCUCCUGCAGUGGGACUCAACCCCAACAUCGACUGCCAUAGCCAUUGUAGCUGUUAUUACUCAGGGUAUUUUAUUGCUUUGGGAACAGUUUGAAGACAUUGAUCACCAUAGCUACCAUGCACACCAGAGUGUGGCAGCUCUGCUGCUCAUUGUUUUACGGGUGUGUCUGGCCCUGCUCUUAGCCUCCAGUCUUUACCAGAUCAUUACCAUGGAAAGAAGUGCACUUAAGAGGGAUUUCUACAUCAGUUUUGCGAAGGGCUGUAUCCUUUGGUUUCUCUGUCAUCCAGCACUAGUAGCUACAUCAAUGAUGUUUGCUGAAUACCAGCGUGAAAAGAUUAUCAUCAUUGCUGUUACUCUGUGUCAAUCCAUCUCCAUGGUUAUCUUGUACAGACUCUUUAUUUCUCGAAGUCUUUACUGGGAAGUUUCAUCACUUUCUUCGGUUACACUACCACUUACUAUGUCAUCUGGAUACAGAAGUCGCUACUCGUCCUCGUGAUGGAACUUAUGUGGCUUAAGAAAGACUUGCCAUUAACUGUAUGUAGUGAAUUAUAAUCAGUAAACAUAUUACUUUGGCAGUAUUUUGUUGCAAAUGGAUUUGCAUUCCCUGAUUGUUUAGAACAGUUAACGUUAAGUCAUUUGCAAUACACAUUGCUGUCAAAUAUACUUGAAUCAAUGAAUUCAAGAAUUGAACAUGGAACUCUCUCCUAAAAGAAAACAUUUUUGGAAUGGACAGAUAAUCAGUUGAAGUUUAUUGACAUACCAAGAAUGAGAGACAAUCUCUGUAGUAUAGUGUAUGGGCAGGAAGAGCACCAUUUAUGUUGCAAAUGGAAUGUAAUAAUGUGCUUUUUAAAAAAAAAACUAACCAUGUUUACAUUUACAUCAAAAUUGGUACAUAACUUGGUCUCAUUCAGAAGUUAUUUAAAAUUAAUACAGGAAUAUUUUUGACUAAUUUGGAGUUGUGCUUUUUAACCAUAGCUAAUGUAUUUUAAUGUGUUUGUUAGGUUGUAUUAUUGAAGCUGAAAACAACAAUUAUGCUAUAAGCAUGUUAUCACCUCAGUCCAUGGCAAAAAUAAAACAAAACAGUAAUAAAGUAAAAUAUUGCUUUUCAGAAAAAAUACUUUUAGCUGUUGCAAUUCAUGGACACCUAUUUCUUAAGUCUUUUGAAAAUGUAUAAUUUUUCACUCCUUGAUUUCUCCCAGGAGUUACUGCACUGCUUUAGCAGCCAAAGGGUGUGGUGACAUCUAUCAAUGGUGCUACAUGGUCAAUUGCCAGGACAUAUGUAUGCUUUCCAACAAAUAAUUUCUAUAUUGAAGUCCUCAUUCUUGUUAUCUAGUUGACAAAUGACUAAAUUUGUCAAUUAUGUCAGUAGGUUCUUGAGAUCCAGAUGGUUACGGGGUGUUUUGUAAGAGGAGAAAAUGCACUAAAGCUUCAAUUUUGGAACGAUGAAACAUAAGUUAUAAUUCUGACAAUGACUUUGAUCAUUUAUGGAAAUAAAAAUACUAUUUCCACACUAAAAUGCUUCUGCAUGUCUUUAAUACCAAGUUCUUCAGACUGAAAAUCUUUAUUUCCCUUUUUUAUGAUUAUCAGCAUAGUUGAUAACAAUAUGGUUGAAGGCACAUAUUCAUAGAUGUAAAUUUGCACAUUGGCACCUGAACUGUGAACAUGGGCACAAGUUCAAUUUUCACCUUGGGUACACCAAGCAUUGAUAUUGUUUUGACGUUUAAAUAAUUGUGCAGAUUAGACACAGUUGAGCUUUCUAAUUUAGCUCUAUGCUAAGGAUGGAUGAUGACCCCCAACUGUGAGAAGGUCCAUCUUCCCAUUGACCAUUUAAAAAAAAACUUACUUUGGAAUUAAAAUUUCAUAUUUCAAUGAAGCCAGCAGCCUUUCUCUCUCCCAAUAUGAAUUUUAAGUCAUCCUCUUUUUGCAGUGCAAUCUUUAUUGAUGUGCAUUGCUCCAGGCCUACAUAAUAAGCAUGGUCAAUUGGAAGGAGGUUAGGUAAGGGGUUAAACCCAAACCUAGUCCAUAUAAUAAAAAUGCUGAUCUUGUUACCUGUUCAGCAUAUCCUGUGUGUUGAACUAAAUCACGGCUAUGUAAAAAAAAUUAUGCAUCAAGAAAAAUGUCUUUCAACUAUGUUUCAAAAAGUUUAUGUUUGUUACUCUUGUGACAUGUUUAGUUUCUGCUUAUGCACUGUCUGCAAUUCGGGUUAAUACUCGGUUUCUUGUUAGAUUGUGGGACUGGGUCUUGUGAUCAACAAUAUAGUUCUCUCACAUAUUUGAGAAAUCUGUCAAUUAAAUAAAUACAUGUUUCAAGUUUACUGUUGAAAUUUAAGUUGGUGAAUAAAGACUGUAAGCAUCUA